CCAAUGCGCGCUCCCGGGUUGGCUCGGAGGUUGUAACCGACUAACGGAAUUAGAACAUUGACAGAGCUCCGGUUUCAUCCAUCUUCUGACGUUCAGUUCGGAGGUUCGGGUUGGAGACGGUUUGGGGUGAUUUGGGUUUGAAAGUUUAGUGUUAACCGAAUAAACAGCCAUGGAGGCUCGUGGAGUUCUCUCCGUUCUGUGCGUCGGUGCGAUGUUUGCCGUGGCGCUCGCACAGCAGACCGACAGACCCAAGUUCUGGGAGUGUCCGGUGGACCUGUUCUUUGUGCUGGACACGUCUGAGAGUGUUGCUCUGAGGGCCAAACCUCCCAACUUCUACAUCGACCAGAUCAAGAGCUUUACUGAACGCUUCAUCAUGGAGCUCAAGGAGAUGCGCCACCCAUGUGACCGGUCCCUGACAUGGAACUCCGGGGCGCUGCACUACUCUGAUGAGAUCAUCUUAGUGCGCCAGCUGAGUGACAUCGCCACCGAGCGCCAGGCGCUCAUCAGUGACAUCAAGGGCAUCAGCUACAUCGGCAAGGGAACACACACUGACUGUGCCAUCAAGAGAGGCAUCGCUGAGCUGCUCAUAGGGGGCUCCCACUACCAGGAGAAUAAGUACAUUGUCGUGGUGACGGACGGUCAUCCUCUAACAGGUUACAAGGAGCCCUGUGGGGGGUUACAGGAAGCUGCCAAUGAGGCCAGGCAACACGGGGUUAAAGUCUUCUCUGUCGCCAUAUCACCUGACCAGGAGGACACCAGACUGUCAGUGAUUGCUACAGACCAGAACUACAGACAGAACUUCACAGCAGCUGACAACAGCAGAUCCACCCAGCUACAGACCAUUCGCAGUAUCAUAGAUAUGAUCACCAAUGAGACCAAGGAUGUGUGCUGUUCUUUUGACUGCAAUGCUAAAGGAGGUCCCAAAGGACCACUCUUCCUGCAGGGUGAAACAGGUAGACAGGGGAUGCCAGGCGAGAAGGGAGACAUCGGGGUAGAGGGGAACUUGGGAGACCCCGGUCCCGUAGGAUACCGUGGAAUGAAGGGCGACCGAGGUGGAAUAGGCAACAAGGGCGAGAGAGGCCAUAAAGGCUACAAGGGAGACAAAGGACAACAGGGGACAGAUGGAGUUGAUGGACGUAAGGGUGAUCCAGGGUUUCCUGGUCUAGCCGGCUGUAAAGGUUCCCCAGGACCUGACGGCUCACAAGGAGACGGCGGUCCUAAGGGAGAUCCUGGUCCAUACGGAACCAAAGGAGCUAAGGGUGAUCGGGGGAAAAACGGAGAACCAGGACGACCCGGUAACUACGGACCGCCCGGAACCAAGGGUACACUGGGCCCAAUAGGAGCCAAUGGGGACAAAGGACAGCGGGGUGAUGAUGGAGCACCUGGACCGGACGGCCUCCGAGGAGACAAAGGAACCCCAGGAGAGAAAGGAGAACAAGGAACCCGUGGAAACAGAGGACCAAGAGGAGAUUUGGGUGACCCAGGGCCUCGUGGAGAUCAGGGCAGAGAGGGUUCAUCUGGAGCCAAUGGAGAGCCUGGUGACAUUGGCAGGGCGGGGUCUCCAGGAUACAGAGGAGAUGAGGGCGCCCCCGGGCCAGAGGGCCCCAAAGGACCAAGAGGGAUCAAAGGAGCUCCCGGAGACAGAGGCCAGAUCGGAGCGAGGGGAGAAGAUGGUGCACCUGGAAAUGGAACUGAGGGUUGUCAUGGUUUCCAGGGUUACCCCGGCCCACGAGGAGGUACUGGAGAGCCGGGUGGAAAGGGAACCCCAGGACCUAAAGGAGAUGACGGAGAGCCUGGAGACGCUGGCCUGGAUAACAACUCCCCAGGACUCCCAGGGAACAAAGGAGGCAAAGGACACAGAGGACCUGAAGGAAACCCGGGACCAGUCGGGCCUCCGGGACCUGCAGGAGCUGAUGAAUGUGAGAUUCUGGAUAUCAUCAUGAAGCUUUGCUGUAAGUCUCAUGCUGUGAAUGUGUCUGUCUGUCCUGAUGUAGAGUGUAAGUGUGGGCCCCUGGACCUGGCCUUCAUCGUGGACAGUUCUGAGAGUAUCGGCUCCACUAACUUCGCUCUAGCUAAAGACUUCAUCAUCACCGUCAUAGACCGCCUUAUUAAGGACCAGCAAGUCCAUUUUGGUUUUAAUGAGUCCAGGGUAGGCGUGGUGCAGUACAGUGGGGAUGGAGCCCAGGAGGCUGUCAGACUGGGAGACCCCAACAUUAACACACUCACUGAGCUCAAACAGGCGGUGCGGGACCUGCGCUGGCUGGCUGAGGCCACCUAUACAGGGGAGGCUCUGCAGUUCUCUCUGACCAACAUGAUUGACCGUCUGCAGCAGGAGAACCGCGUGGUCCUAGUGCUCACUGACGGACGCUCUGAUAUCACCAGAGAUAAAACACCGCUCAACACACUCUGUGGGAAGGGCAUCAAGGUGGGUGGUCUGGGAGUGAAGGACUACUCUGGCCGUCAGCCCAACCAUGAACAGCUCAGUGCUGUGGUCUGUACGAGCGACCCUAAACCAGGCUUCUCCUUCGUACUGGAGAACUUCGCUGAACUGCUGGAUGACAGCUUCUUACAGAACCUCACCACACGCAUCUGUGAAGAUAAGAAGUGUCCCAACUACAAAUGUCCCAUCUCCUUCUCAGGGGACACAGACAUCGUAUUGAUGAUGGACAGUUCAGCCAGUGUGGGACAGAGGAACUUUGACUCCAGCAAGAUCUUCGUCAAGCGUCUGGCUGAGCGCUUCCUGUCUGCCGAGAGGUCCGGCCGUGCUGCCGUGCGUGUCGCCGUGGGCCAGUACAGCCGUGAACGCCGCAUGGAGGCGGAGCUGACCUCUAACCUCACCCUGCUGACCAGUAAGAUUGAGGCCGCCACCUUCCAGAAUGAUGGGACUGACGUUACGAAGGCGAUGGCCUUCGCCAUGGAGCAAUUCAAGACAUCAGGUGGCGGGAACAGGAAGAGGAAGCUAGUGCUGUUCUCUGACGGGAGAUCUCAGGGCGUUACCGAGGCGAUGCUGGAGAAGCGCGUACGGCUGGUGUCAGAGGGGGGAGUGGAGCUGUACGUUAUCACCGUGGGCAACCAGGUGAGCGAGGCCAACCUGCGCUCGCUGGUCAGCAGGGGGAGGAGUUACGACGUCACCUACGCCCAGCGCCACCUGUUCCGCGUCCCAGACUACCCGUCUCUGCUGCGUGGCGUGUUCUACCAGACCGUGUCCCGCAGGGUCUCCCAGGCCUGAGUUCAGGGGCAAGGGCUGGGACCACAUGCUUUAGAGUUUAGUCUCCCUCAUUAUGAAUAUCCAUUCAUAUUUCAUCACUCAUUUACUGUGUUUUAGUUGGGUUUUUACGUCCGAUAAUGACAGAAGACAAUUGUGUGUCAGACUGUGUAAGAGAUUGUGUUAGACUGCAUUCAUGUGCUCUCAGAAUUAUCAAGAAAAAUCCCAAGCGGAAAACUACUGAAAACCUCUUGUAACAGAAACUAGUUUCAGAUGUCUGUUAUGAGCUUCCAUGUUGUAACAUCUUCCUGUCAGACUGUUCCAUAAUUCCCAGUCAGACUGUUCCAUAAUUCCCAGUCAGACUGUUCCAUAAUUCCCAGUCAGACUGUUCCAUAAUUCCCAGUCAGACUGUUCCAUAAUUCCCAGUCAGACUGUUCCCAGUUCCAUAAUUCCCAGUCAGACUGUUCCAUAAUUCCCAGUCAGACUGUUCCAUAAUUCCCAGUCAGACUGUUCCCAGUUCCAUAAUUCCCAGUCAGACUGUUCCCAGUUCCAUAAUUCCCAGUCAGACUGUUCCCAGUUCCAUAAUUCCCAGUCAGACUGUUCCCAGUUCCAUAAUUCCCAGUCAGACUGUUCCCAGUUCCAUAAUUCCCAGUCAGACUGUUCCAUAAUUCCCAGUCAGACUGUUCCCAGUUCCAUAAUUCCCAGUCAGACUGUUCCCAGUUCCAUAAUUCCCAGUCAGACUGUACCCAGUUCCAUAAUUCCCAGUCAGACUGUUCCCAGUUCCAUAAUUCCCAGUCAGACUGUUCCAUAAUUCCCAGUCAGACUGUUCCCAGUUCCAUAAUUCCCAGCCAGGCUGUUCCCAGUUCCAUAAUUCCCAGUCAGACUGUUCCCAGUUCCAUAAUUCCCAGUCAGACUGUUCCCAGUUCCAUAAUUCCCAGUCAGACUUUUCCCAGUUCCAUAAUUCCCAGCCAGGCUGUUCCCAGUUCCAUAAUUCCCAGUCAGACUCUUCCCAGUUCCAUAAUUCCCAGUCAGGCUGUUCCCAGUUCCAUAAUUCCCAGUCAGGCUGUUCCCAGUUCCAUAAUUCCCAGUCAGACUGUUCCCAGUUCCAUAAUUCCGAGCAGCACAUGAACGCAGCAUUAGACAGAAACGUUACUGUAAAGGAAUGGUCGUUGUUGUUUGUAGAUCAGAGACAGGACAGGAUAUGACAUCACUACAUCUUUUUUAAACAUCAAAGUUAAACAUUAAACAUCCUCCCUGCAGACAACCUGGUCCUAAUGAAGAACAGCUGGACACGGACUGUUUGCGACGCGUGUGUGUGUGUGUGUGUGUGUGUGUGUGUGUGUGUGUGUGUGUGUGUGUGUGUGUGUGUGUGUGUGUGUGUGUGUGUGUGUGUGUGUGUGUGUGUGUGUGUGUGUGUGUGUGUGUGUGUGUGUGCGUGCGCAGCCAGUGGAAUGGUCUCUAUAAUGUGCUAUACAUCAUGUGGGAGUUCCUCAUAAACAGUUUGUCUGAGGUCGCAUGUUCAGAUGCCUCACAAGUACACAAACAUGCAACCAGACACACACACACACACACACAACCAUACACACACAACCACACACACAACCAUACACACACAACCACACACACAACCACACUCAGACAGGAAAACAUCUAUUACCAUGUUUGCACCGCCUACCCUGAUGAGGUAAAGAAACCCUGAAUGGUUUAUGUCUCCCUGUGACCCCUCUCUCUCUCUCUCUCUCUCUCUCUCUCUCUCUCUCUCUCUCUCUCUCUCUCUCUCUCUCUCUCUCUCUCUCUCCCUCUCCCCUUUCUCUCACACUCUCUCUCUCACACUCUCUCUCUCUCUCUCUCUCUCUCUCUCUCUCUCUCCCCCUCUCACUCUCACUCUCACACUCUCUCUCACACUCUCUCUCUCUCUCUCUCUCUCUCUCUCUCUCUCUCUCUCUCUCUCUCUCUCUCUCUCUCUCUCUCUCACACUCUCUCUCACACACUCUCUCUCUCUCUCUCACUCUCACUCUCUCUCACACUCA
This is a messenger RNA of Oncorhynchus keta (chum salmon), 5235 nucleotides long. RefSeq names its product collagen alpha-1(VI) chain-like. The record is from RefSeq and is a predicted model, not a curated record. NCBI's taxonomy places the organism in Eukaryota, Metazoa, Chordata, Actinopteri, Salmoniformes, Salmonidae. The transcript is spliced from 33 exons. Bases 170 to 3229 code for a protein of 1019 amino acids.